Colletotrichum fioriniae is the source of this 2328-nucleotide messenger RNA. The record is from RefSeq and is a predicted model, not a curated record. NCBI's taxonomy places the organism in Eukaryota, Fungi, Ascomycota, Sordariomycetes, Glomerellales, Glomerellaceae.
AUGGCUGACACUGAAAUUCCCAACGACAGCUACAACCGCUACUCGAUGCCGGUUACGCGCUCCCGCACUGGUCUCUACGGCGCCGACCUCGACCAGACUGGCACUGCUCGCUUCCUCUUCGGCGAGGAGGACGCUUCUGGCGAGAACAAGUACGGCCAGGCCAACGGCGACGACAACUUCCCGACUCUGGUUCGCCAGAACGAUCAAAUGAGCUUGUCUGCUAUCAACACGUCUUCGCUCAACGGAGCUUCAUCUGCUGGAGAAAUCGGCAAGCGUUCCUCAGUUCGCCACUCGCUCGACUUGAAGUUCUUCCCGGACGCUCCCUCCGACAACCAGGCUUCCAUUGUCUCUCCUCCCGGCAACCAUCCCGGUAACCACAUCAUGGCUACUCCUCCCAAGUUGCAGAGCUCCUUCUCUGCCAACGAUGUGCCUACCGUCAAGAGCACCACCAACGGCGGCCCUGUUACCAACAACCACGCUCAGCAGCAUUUCCACAACCACAAUGCUAGCAUCGGUCGCAUUCCCGCUGGCGCCGUUCCCGGCCGCCACAGCCGUGAACUGUCCAACGACAACAACAUGGGCGGCCCUCGCGAGCAGGCUGGUUCUUACCCUUCCAUUCAGUCGGCUCUUCAGGCCAAUGCAGCUCCUUUCGGUCCUGGUGCUCCGGGUCAAGGCUUCCCUCACACCUCUCAGGGCAACCAGACCCCCAACGGCACCGCCACUGCUGGUCCGAACAACGGCUACGGUGGAUUCUACCCGAGCGGCUACGUCUCGCCCAACAACAACAACAACAACAACAACGGUCCUCCCCCCGCCUCUGGCCCUGGCCCCUACGGCGUCCCUCUCUUGGCCAUGAGCAUGCAGAAUAUGAACCUCAAUGGCAACAACAACAACAACAUGUACCCUGCUCAGAACUACGCUGGCUAUGGCGCUCUGUACAACCCUCAGCCUCAGCCCCGUGAUAGCCAGGCCCGUGUCAUUCAACAUCGCCGCCAGAUGGAUAAUGAAGCCAUGUCGCGCUACAACGGCCUCGCUCUCGAGAACGUUGGUGGCCAGAUCUAUGACCUCUGCAAGGACCAGCACGGCUGCCGCUAUCUGCAAAAGAAGCUCGAAGAGCGCAACCCGGAGCAGGUCCACAUGAUCUGGCUGGAAACCAACCAGCACGUCAUUGAGCUCAUGACUGAUCCUUUCGGCAACUACCUUUGCCAGAAGCUGCUGGAGUACUGCAACGACGAUGAGCGCACUGUGCUCAUUCAGAAUGCCGCCGUCGACAUGGUUCGCAUCGCCCUCAACCAGCACGGCACCCGUGCUCUUCAGAAGAUGAUUGAGUUUGUUACUACUCCGACCCAGAUUGAGAUGAUCAUCAACGCUCUUCGCUUCCAGGUCGUUGAGCUCAUCCAGGACCUCAACGGCAACCAUGUCAUCCAGAAGUGUCUCAACAAGCUCAGCGCUCAGGAUGCGCAGUUCAUCUUCGACGCUGUCGGCACCAACUGCGUUGAUGUUGGCACUCAUCGUCACGGUUGCUGCGUUCUCCAGCGCUGCAUUGAUCACGCGUCCGGAGAGCAAAAGGUCUGGCUGAUUGCCAAGAUCACCGAGCACGCUCCGAUCCUGGUGCAGGAUCCCUUCGGCAACUACGUUGUCCAGUACAUCAUUGACCUGAACGAGCCCUCCUUCACUGAGCCGAUUGUGCGUAUGUUCCAGAACCGCAUCGGCCAGCUCUCCCGCCAUAAGUUCAGCUCCAAUGUCAUCGAGAAGUGCCUUCGUUGCUCCCAGGAGCCUUCCCGCGAGAUGAUUGUCGACGAGCUCCUGAACCCCGGCGAGAUUGAGCGACUCCUCCGCGACUCGUAUGCCAACUACGUGAUCCAGACCGCCCUCGAGUACGCUCCUCCUGCGAGCAAGUACCGCUUGGUGGACGCCAUCCGCCCCAUCUUGCCCUCCAUUCGGUCUACUCCCUAUGGCCGUCGCAUCCAGGCCAAGAUCCAGGCCUUCGAGGGCCGUGGUAGUGCCACCUCGAGCGGUCAGGUUACUCCUGCGGACCCCACUCAGGGCCAGAUUCCCUUGCGUCCCGGUCACAACCGCGCCAUGUCCAACAACACCUCCAUCAUCGCUCCUGGCGGCGCCUUUGGCAACGGUCUGAACGGUGGUCUCAACGGCGGUGGCAUGGCUCCUCGCGGCAACCAGGCCAACUACCCCACGACCAACAACGUCACUGUUCCGCCCCCCGCUCCCCAGAACCAGCGUGUCCAGCAGUUUGGCUUCACUGGCCAGCAGCGCACCAACGGUGGCGCCCCUGCUGACGCGGCUGCGGGCGAGUCUCAGUGGCUGUAA